AUGGCGGGCAACGAAAAAGAAAAGAAGAAGGACAAGCACAACAAGCACACCACCUCCAAACCAAAACCAAGCGACAUAACCAAGCUACAGAAGAUGCAACCAAAAACUAGUCAGCUCGCAAUAUGCGCCUCACUAACCACUGUCACAACAACCACAGCCACGUACACGUCUUCACGCUCAAGCCCCAGUAUACGUAAAACGCUCUAUGAAAACUUCAGACCAACAACACCUCCUGAUGAUCAGCUUUUCAGCAGGACAGAAACAGACAAAUUCUUAGCCAACACCCUUAACCCUCAUCUUGGUCAACCCAGCCAAACCAUCUCAACCUCAAGCCAGGAGAGCCAAGGCAGCCAAGACAACCCACCUCAAAGCCAAGAUAUUAUCCCACCAAGCCAACCAACUGUUCUACCAACAAAACAAAACCUCAAGAUAAAAGCAGACCCAUUCACAGGGAAUCUCAAAAAAGACUACGACAUAGCACUAACAUUCCUCAAGCAAUUUACUGCAGAAGAAGUUAACCAAAGAAUGGAAUACAUAAACGGCCAACGAGCUAACUUUUACGACUUAUCCCUAGAAAACUCUUACUUUGCUCAAGCUGUUGAUCUAACAAACCCAAACAAGAACCCAAUCAUUACUGAAAAACCAAUUCAAAUCCCAGCCACCAGAGAAGAAACCAAACCAACCGGAAGUGAACCAGACAGUCCGAUAGAUGUUACUAGCGACUUCCGCCAAAACAUCAGUCUACCUGUAACUGUAAACAUCCCCACCAACAACGCAUACGAGCCAUUAAUGUCUACCAAUAGUGAGGCACCCAGUAGUGAACCUGCCAAGGACACAGCCAGGAACCCAAAUGUACACCAAGUCUUCCAAGACGACCUCUACAAGCCCCAAAAAAUAACUGAGUACCCAGAAAACAAAAAGAAACGAUCACGCACAGGAUCAACCCCAGACAAACAAGAUUCAGUGGCAGACGAUCUGAAAAAACUUAGAAAGAUGGUCGAUGAUGAAAAAGAAAAGGAAAAUAAAAAAGAAAAGCCCCAACUUCGGGUUAAUAUACCGAAAGACCCUCGAACUGAAGCAAGAGACCCCAAGGACGAGAAGCCCCCACCAAUAGUGUUGGAACACGUAGAAAACUACGGCAAAUUGCAAGAAACCCUCCUCAAAAAAAUUGGCUCAGGUAAAUUCGAAGCCAAACCAAGAGGAAGAAGCAUCGUCCUGUACACGGGCACCACAGAAAACUGGCUUAGAUUAAAAACAACUCUACAAGAUGAAAACUAUGAAUUCCACACCUUCAGUCUUACUCAGGAUAGACCGCUACAAUACGAUCUCAAGCCAAUACACCAUUCAGUACCCCUUGAAGAUAUCGCAGAAGAACUCAGAGAACACAACUUCCAACCACUGAACCUCUACAGAAAGGGCAACACUAUAGCCAUUGACCUACCAAACAGAAAGGACCAACUCGAAAUAACUAAACUCACCAGCUUCCUACAUUGCAAAGUCACCGUCACGGAGAGAUCUAGAGCAACAAUUACCAUCUGUUCAAGAUGCUGCAGCUACCAUCACACGCAAAAGAACUGCCACAAUCAAAGAAGGUGCACCCGGUGUGGAGACAACCACCACAGCACUGAAUGCGAAGCGGAAGAACCUCGCUGCCCCAAAUGCAGUGGCCCACAUACCAUCUUUGAAAAGACUCGAUGCAAGGCCUAUAAAGAAGAGGAGGAAAAAAUCAAAAAGAGAAAAACACCGGCAAACACACCAGCAGCUCCAGAAAAAGACAGCAAAUUCUCCUUCGCACAGGCGGUAAAAGGCAUUGCGGCAGACCUCGGACAGUCCCUUAAAGACGUCCUAACAGAUGAACAACCCACUGAAACUAAGAAGCAGGACAACAAAGGUGAAAGUCAAGGACUUCUAGCCUUCCUCAUGGAUUUCCUAAAAACAGAAAUCCUACCUGGAAUAUUCACAGAAAUCAAAAACUGGAUAUUAACCACUGGCUUGCAAUGGAUCAAAGAAUUAAUACCAUCUCUUCUAAAAAUGAUCCUCCAAUGA
Frankliniella occidentalis (western flower thrips) is the source of this 2046-nucleotide messenger RNA. RefSeq lists its product as uncharacterized. The record is from RefSeq and is a predicted model, not a curated record. The transcript has a single exon. The coding region runs from base 1 to 2046 and encodes 681 amino acids. Lineage: Eukaryota; Metazoa; Arthropoda; Insecta; Thysanoptera; Thripidae.